Messenger RNA from Phascolarctos cinereus (koala), 4077 nucleotides. It is a transcript of the gene HSPA13, whose product is annotated as heat shock protein family A (Hsp70) member 13. The record is from RefSeq and is a predicted model, not a curated record. NCBI's taxonomy places the organism in Eukaryota, Metazoa, Chordata, Mammalia, Diprotodontia, Phascolarctidae. Gene Ontology annotation, molecular function: ATP binding; ATP-dependent protein folding chaperone.
UACGAUUUGUGCUAAGAUACAGUCAGCAUCUGGCUGCCCCUGGAGCCGCAUUACCAUGGCGGGGGAGAUGACAAUUCUGGGUUCAGCUGUCCUAACUCUUCUUUUGGCUGGCUAUUGGGCACAGCAGUAUUUGCCUCUGCCUACUCCUAAAGUGAUAGGCAUUGACCUUGGUACCACCUACUGUUCAGUUGGUGCAUUUCUUCCUGGCACAGGAAAGGUGAAGGUCAUUCCAGAUGAAAGUGGUCAUAAUAGCAUACCUAGCAUGGUAUCUUUUACUGAAACUGAUGUUCACGUAGGAUAUGAUGGAUUGGAGCUGGCAGAUUCAAAUCCACAGAACACAAUAUAUGAUGCCAAACGAUUCAUAGGAAAGAUUUUCACCCAGGAAGAGCUGGAGACAGAAAGUAGUAGAUAUCCAUUUAAGGUCUUAAACAACAAUGGAACAGCCGAAUUUUCUGUGACAAGCAAUGGAACCAUCACUGUUUCUCCAGAAUAUAUUGGCACCCAACUGCUCUUGAAGCUGAAGAAAAUGGCAGAGGACUACUUUGGGAUGCCAGUGUCCAAUGCUGUUAUUUCUGUGCCAGCAGAAUUUGAUCUAAGGCAGAGAAAUUGUACUAUUCAGGCUGCUAAUCUUGCAGGCCUAAAAAUCUUAAGAGUAAUUAAUGAACCCACAGCAGCAGCUAUGGCUUAUGGACUUCACAAGGUGGAUGUUUUUAAUGUCUUGGUGGUAGAUUUGGGUGGAGGAACACUAGAUGUUUCCUUACUCAACAAACAAGGAGGAAUGUUUUUAACCAGAGCCAUGGCAGGAAACAAUAAACUUGGAGGUCAGGACUUCAAUCAGAGAUUGCUUCAGUACUUAUACAAGGAGAUCUAUCAAACUUAUGGGUCCUUGCCUUCCAGAAAAGAGGAGAUUCAUCGAUUAAGACAGGCUGUAGAAAUGGUCAAGUUAAAUCUGACUCUUCAUCAUUCUGCCAAGAUUUCAGUGUCACUUACUGUAGGGGAAACAAAAGACUUAGAGAAUACUGCACAAAACAAGGAACAUGAGAGUAAACCUUCAGAGGACAAACUGUUCCUAGAAAAUGCCCAUCAUAAGAAUAUUAUGUUCAGAGUUAACUCUCCUGAAACAGAUGGAAAACUAAGGCAGGUUCUUUUUGAAACAGAAAUCUCAAGGAAACUAUUUGAUACACUGAAUGAGGAUCUCUUUCAGAAAAUUCUUAUACCAAUUCAGCAGGUGCUGAAAGAAGGGAAUCUACAGAAGACUGAGAUUGAUGAAGUGGUUUUGGUAGGGGGUUCUACACGUAUUCCCCGAAUACGCCAGCUGAUUCAAGAGUUCUUUGGAAAGAGUCCCAACACAUCUGUAGACCCCGACCUAGCUGUUGUAAUGGGAGUGGCUAUUCAAGCAGGUAUUGAUGGUGGAUCUUGGCCUCUUCAAGUCAGUGCUAUAGAAAUUCCCAAUAGACAUUUAAGAAAGACCAACUUCAAUUGAAUUAAUCCUUCUCACCUAGUGACCAUUUUCUCUUUAUUAUACCUCUUUAAUACAACAAAGGGUAAAAGUAAGGCUAGGAUACUUUAAUGAAGGUACUUCUCAAACUUACCUGGAAAUGGCAACAUCUAGAUGUUGGCAAAUUUGAUGUAGCACUUAAUUUAUUAAGAUUAGCUACAUCCCCAGGCUCCUUCCUGUCCUCUAUACUCAUUCUUACUUGCUUUUGAAUGGAUCAUUUUCCAAAGGAAAGAACUGCUCAAAAGUGAUGUAAUUUAAAUGGAUUCUCAUAUUUGGGUCAUCUAAAAUAUAGGCUGUAUAGGAUAGAAAGGAUCAUAUGCAUUAUUUAUAAUUGUGCUUUGUAAAAAUAGAGUAGUGCCAUUUGUAAGAUGCUGAGUUUUCUACUAAAUUUUAUUAGUGGAAGUUGUCAGAUUGUUUACUUAGUAAACUGAGUAAACUACUGUCACAAGUACUUUGAAAUAUCUGUCCUGGAAGUGUUGCUAUAACACCUGGCUCCAGCCCCAGGUAUUUAUAGUGAAUAGCAGAUAAAACAUAGCAGUAUUAAUACAGACAGCAUCUACAAUGCUCAUCAUCAUCUUUACCCAAACAGUUCUUGUUAAAUUGAUGAAAAAUUGACCUUCAAAAGUCAGAGUGUCUUAUAAAUGCUUAUUGAUAUGUUUUGUUUUAAAGAACUGAUGGAAAAAAUGCCAAAGAUGAAUUAAAUUAUGGGAGAAAUUGUCCUUUCUUGUACUUUUGAAACUGUAAACUUUUAGGUCUUAAAACUUCAAAUACUCAAAAAGUUUCCUAAUGUUCAAAUCUCCAUACUGUUUAGAUUUUUAAUCCAAAAGUAAAUAACUCAAAAUUAUAUAAAAUAUUUGGAUUAGUUUUAAUAAAACAUUUUAUAAUUUUGGACAUACAAAAAACUGAUUUUUCCCAUAAUUUGAAAAUGUCUUAGAAAAAGAAAAUAGCAACCUGGGUCCUUUAGGCAAUGACUUUGCAUUCUUCAUUACAUUUGAACCUUUAAUAAAAUUAAAUGAAGUCUAUAUUCACACACACACACACACAACACACACACACACACACAUGUGUACAGCCUUAUUAAUGAGUAAGGAAUGUAAUUUUUUAUUUUUUAUUAAACUCUCAAAAAGUGUUUAAUUAGAUCUACAAUGGAAAUAUGAACAGUAGAAAUAAUAUUCUUCGCAUUCCUCAAAUUAAUAUCCAUUCUUCCAUUUUCUACCUCUCAACCUAAUGUAGACUAGGAAAGGAAAUUGUGCCCUGCAGGUUCCCUCAAACAAAUUGGGGAAACAAGACAGAGUUUUGUAGGCACUGAGCACUGGCUAUUCAUAGCUCUCUCAGUUGUUGAAUGUGGUUUAAAUGAGGAAAAACAGGACACACAUCUUGUAUGGGAUAAUUUAUAUGUAAAUGUUUUCCUCCUUUUAAGAACAUAAUACAUUUUGGAUGUGUAUAUAUAGCUCAUGGUUUCUAGUAUACUAUAUUUUUUUUAGCAAGGUCCUUACAUAGUUACAGAAAGGGAAUGAAUAAUUUAUUUUUUAUCAGAGGGAAGUCUAGGUACUGUAUUUUGGCUCAGACCACUGAAUGAGCAACAGAUUUUGAGUUUAACAAAUUGCACAUAACAGAUAUGCAGAUUUGUUUACGUGUACAAAUGAUUGAUAUGUCUCAGUGAAGUAAAUCUUUCAGUUUCUUUUUAAAAUUGUGCACUUUAUUCUCCAUUUUGUACCGGUUAGCUAGACUGCUAUUUGGAAAUCUGGUACAGAUUUUGUGCAACGCAUAGAAAAUGGGAAUAGUAGCUUUUGGGAAUGAAGUUGAAGCAACACAUGUAGCCAUUGGUAAAGGCAGGAAGUGUCAGUUCCCAAUAUAUAGAAUUCUGAUAAGCCUUAGUGCUUAUCCUCAAGCCUUUCUUCACAUUCUCAAACUGACAGCAUUGAGAUUAUGACAGUCUGGAUAAAAAGCAAAUGACCUCAAAAUAUAAAAAUGUUGCCAAUAACCAAACUAAGCAAUUCCUAUUGAUAUGAUAUAAUCCAAAAAUAAUGUAGUACUAAAAAGUAGAGCAAGAGUGAAAACUUUAAUUUUUAAAUAAAGUACUGUAUUAAUAUUUGGAACAAUUCAGUUAAAUUGUCAUUCUUAAUAAAUUUUAUUAAUGUACCCUUUUAAAAAUGAGCACUUUGCAAUAAAAAUUACAAAUUAUUUUCUAUAAUACAAUUUGUUUCUGAGUGUCUCUGUUUUCUUCUUAGUUGAUUUACUAACCUUGCAAAUUAGGAAUACUUAUGGCUUUAGGAUACUACAAUCUAAGUAAGAGUUUGUAACUUUGAGUUCCCUAUCAUUUAACCUUAUUUAGCAUAACGAUGCCUUGUGUUCUCUCUUGUGAUACCCAUCUUUAUGAUGAGGUCCUUUCUAAACAUCUUGGAAAGGGCUACCUAGCAGUUAUUGGCUUUUAAAUAAAAUUUCUAUUUGUAUCUUUUGGGUUGUUUUUUCUUUAUAUCACUGGAUCUCUGGAACAUCUCUCCCUCUGCCACCUUCCAGAGAACCAUCCUAUAUAAGCAAAUAUUUUAUUAAAAAAUAGGUAAAAAUAGGAAGAUAAG